Rotaria socialis is the source of this 2805-nucleotide messenger RNA. NCBI's taxonomy places the organism in Eukaryota, Metazoa, Rotifera, Eurotatoria, Philodinida, Philodinidae. The record is from the annotation of a GenBank genome assembly.
AUGGCGUUUCGUAUGAAUGAUUUUAAUCCUCGACUGAUUCACAACAGCUGUGAUCGACCUGAUCUAGCUCUACUACCAAUUAGUGGAUAUGAAAAGUUAGAACCGGUUCCACUGGAAACUGCUGUGGAACCUAUUCAAUCGCUGUUUCGUGAUUUAUCUCGUGAUGUUUCAAUUGCAAAAGCUGCUACGAAAAGACCCGCUGAUGGUCUUACACCAGAUGAAUCAGCCGCUAUUUAUCUUUAUACAUUAGAUGUUAAACCACGUAGUUUCUAUUUGGUUCUCAACGAAAUCUUAUGUCAUCGUGAUCGUCAAAAAUUGAAACCUUGGCAACCCUAUCUUAGAUUAUUUUUUAAUGGUGUUUUUAAAAUUCCGGCCUAUGCUAUGAAAAUUAUCUGGCAUGGUGUCAAAGCCGAUUUACAAGCAAAAUAUGAAACCGGUAAAAGUUAUACAUGGUGGACAAUUACAUCUUGUGCUCAAUCGGUCGAUAUACUUAAAAAUCCGGCUUAUCUAGGAGAAACUGGCGCGAGAACUCUUUUCUCCAUUGAAUGUCUCAAUGGACGAUCCAUUAAAGCACAUUCAUGUCCUCAACGUGAUGAAGAAAUCUUACUUUUACCAGGAACAUAUUUUGAAGUUAUUAGUAAUGUCAAUACAGGUCAUGGUUUACAGGUUAUUCGUUCACGAGAACGUCCACCACCGUACGUUCUACUAGAGCCACCAUUUUCGACUGGUGGCACUGAGGCAGAAGUAUCUGGUAUUGAUGAAAUUCUCGAAAAAGUCUAUCUGAUGAAUAAGGAUAACUUAGAUAUGUCGAAAUUGUUAGUGGUUCUACCUGAUCCCAUUUGUCAAUGGGAAGCAGAAGAUAUAUGGAAAAAUAGUUUUCUAAUUUAUUUAGUUUGCGAAUGCUCAACCAAUCGUAUCCAUUUUGCUAUGCAUCCCGGUUAUGCAGUGCCUAAUGCUCAAGUAUUUUUUCAAAUCUAUGGACUAUAUUUUAAACAGUACAUGAUUCCGUUGGCUCAAUAUCUUUUGAAACUGAAAUCGGUUAACACAGUACAAGAUACUAAUUUCUGGUCAACUUUUGAAAGUCGCUUGAAUAAGAUGACAUCGGUUCUCAAUCUAAUUGAACAGAAUCUAAUUACUGCAUUAGACACUUCGAACUUGAAAGAUCUUGUCGUGCCCGAAUGGUCGACAAUGGGCAAUUUGUAUCGAGCGAUCACUAGUGACAUGAGUGUUCGAUGGGUAUGUAAACGUCAUUAUCCAUCCGAUCAAGCAAUAUUGAUUCGUCGUCUGCGAGAUUUUGAAGGCAUCUCAUUUGAUGAUCAAGAAAGCGAAAUGACCAUUCAUGGAGCAUUAGAUUCAGUUCAAAUGCGACGUCUAACAGCAACUCUACUGCAAGGCUUGCGUAUUUAUUCACUCAACUAUGCUUAUUAUACGCCAGCGCUCGAUCAAUUGAAUAAGACAUUCUGUCGAGCGUCGAUCAUAACAGUGUGUCAUCGUGGUAUUCUCUCUGAUAAUAACGAUAAGUCAAAUAUGGAGCGAAUCCAAAAAUUGUGCAGCCAAGUGAUUGCUUCGAAUCCGUUUGUACGACAAGCAGAUCUUAGUGAUGCAGGUGGUUUAUCAAGAAAGCUAGCUAGCGUCCGUGAUGCCGUAAAAACCAACCAUAAACUUCGUUCGUUUACUUUCUGUGGUGCUGUGACGAAUCAAGGUAUUACAGAGAUCAUAACAGCAUUUCAAUUGAACAUGGUCUUGACGACGUUACGAUUCAAAGAUCGACCGUUGCCACCGCGAGGUGCCGAAGUCUUGGCCGAAUUGGUACGAUCAAGUGGUAUACUGAUUCAUUUGACUCUGUCAAACACAAUGCUCAAAGAUGAUGGUCUCCGAAUGAUUACCGAUGCAGUUUGUGCUAAUCCCAUUAUGCAAACAUUAGAAUUAUCAUUUAAUCGUAUUCAUGAUAAAAGCGGUCCAUAUAUUGGUUAUAUGUUAAAAGUGUGUACUAGCUUACAAAGUCUCGACAUCAGCUACAACGAAAUGAGUGCUAUUGGUGCAAAGAGAAUAUUCGACAGACUUAAAGUCAAUCGAACACUCUUACAUUUCAAUAUCGGUCUGAAUAAUUUGGCUGUAAGAAGUGUAACACAAACAAUGAGCUUAAAAAAUCCACCUGUUAAUGGUGGUCAAUUGGUCGGCAACAUGUUAGCAGAAAAUAAUACGCUGAUUACGUUGGAUAUUACGCAUAUAAACAUGUCAGAAUUCGGUGUACAAGGACUUGCAGAGAGUCUAUUGAAAAAUCGAACAUUGACGCAUCUAAAUUUGGCAUCAAACAAAAUUUUCGAUAUUCAACGACGAGCGAUUUUGGACGCAAUGCACAUCAACGAUACACUGUUGAGUCUCGACCUCUCACAUAAUGAAAUGAGCGACGCGAGUGUCAUACGUUUGGGUGAAAUGCUUCGAACCAAUCGAAAAUUACGCUUCUUCAGCGCAAAAUCAUGUGUCAUUGAGGAUAGUCGUAUGUAUAGUCUUGCUCGUACGUUAGAUGAUAAACUGUCAUUGACACAUCUCGAUCUUUCAAAGAACAAAAUUGGCGAUGAUGGAGCGGCCAUGAUUGGUGAUAUUCUUGCAAAGAAUAACACAUUAAUCUAUCUGAAUAUUUCGGAGAAUCGUAUUACCGAUCAAGGUGUUCAAGCGAUUGCCAAUUCUUUAGAAACGAAUUUUACUUUAAUUCAUCUAGAAAUGCUAGCACAACAAGCCAAUAUUACGGUCUUUGCUAUGGUUACCUUUCGAUCGAUUCGACCAGACUUGACUCUUAGAUAG